AUGGACAACAAAAGCACAUGUGUAUCGAUAGGAAAGUUUCCAUUUGAUUAUACAGAGGAGCAAGUGUUAGAAAUAGCGAGGUCUGUGGGCCCUGUUCUAGACAUCAAGCUAUUAUUUGACGAAUUAACCGGAAAAUCCAAAGGAUAUGCCAUUGUAAACUACGGAGAUAUUGAAACGGCAGGAUCGGCAGUACGCAAUUUGAAUUAUACAUCACUACCUAAUGGGAGGUUUUUGAAAUGUGCCAUUGUGAAUGAUUAUGAAAUGAUUGGAGACGAAGAUUCUGCAGUCAAGUUGCCACCUUUACCGCUAGGAAUCCAAAUACAUCCCAACCAGAAUGCAUCACAAGUAAUAUCUAGCAUACUUUCUAAUAUUGACUCCAAUUCAGCGCUACAGUUAUUGAAGGAAAUGAAAAACAUGAGUCAGGAAAACCCAAAAGGCACUAAGCUUUUGCUUGAAAGGUUCCCGCAGUUGGCUUUGGCUAUGGUAGAAUUGGGCUUAUUGACAAACACUACUAAUCAUGAGCUUAUAGAGUUGACAUUGAACAAAAAACCGGUUGAAUUGAAAAGCUUGUCCCCUGAUCAUGUUGAACUACUACAGUCGGUCUAUAAAUUGUCAGAUGAUCAACUUAGUGAAUUGAGCGAAGCCCAACAGGACAUUGUGAAACAAGUCAAACUUGAAAUUGAAAAAGGAUCGUAUGGUGAGAUAUUAAGUACCCCUGCCAGUCAAGACUGA
Lodderomyces margitis is the source of this 732-nucleotide messenger RNA. RefSeq lists its product as uncharacterized. Gene Ontology annotation, cellular component: mRNA cleavage and polyadenylation specificity factor complex. The coding region runs from base 1 to 732 and encodes 243 amino acids. The record is from RefSeq and is a predicted model, not a curated record. Lineage: Eukaryota; Fungi; Ascomycota; Pichiomycetes; Serinales; Debaryomycetaceae. Gene Ontology annotation, molecular function: mRNA binding. The transcript has a single exon.